AUGAAAAAUGUAACCGAUUCUUUUGUUUACUUGGUAGGGCACUAUCCAUUCGCUGGAAGUUUCGCAUUUAAUACCGAUAUUUUAGCAACAAAUCCAAUAAAUCUGAGUAUAGUGCUUGGUGUAUUGAUUUUUUUUGGAAAGGGAGUGUUAAAUGAUUUAUUAGAUAAUCGAAAACAGAGGAUCUUGAGUACUAUUCAAAAUUCGGAAGAAUUGCGUAAAAAGACCGUUGAGCAACUCGAAAGAGCUCGAGAUCGCUUACGCAAAGUGGAAAUAGAAGCAGAUGAGUAUCGAAUUAAUGGAUACUCUGAGAUAGAACGAGAAAAAACAAAUUUGAUUAAUGCUACUUAUGAUAGUUUGGAACGAUUAGAAAAUUACAAAAAUGAAACCCUUCAUUUUGAACAACAAAGAGCGAUUAAUAAAGUACGACAACGAGUUUUUCAGGAAGCCUUACAAGGAGCUCUAGGAACUCUGAAUAGUUGUUUGAAUAGUGAUUUACAUUUCCGUACAAUCAGUGCGAAUAUUGGCAUCCUCGGAGCCAUGGAAGAAAUAACCGAUUAA
Messenger RNA from Dioscorea cayenensis subsp. rotundata (Guinea yam), 558 nucleotides. The record is from the annotation of a RefSeq genome assembly. Lineage: Eukaryota; Viridiplantae; Streptophyta; Magnoliopsida; Dioscoreales; Dioscoreaceae.